Molecule: messenger RNA, 771 nt
Organism: Mesoplodon densirostris (Blainville's beaked whale)
Lineage: Eukaryota; Metazoa; Chordata; Mammalia; Artiodactyla; Ziphiidae
Product: glia maturation factor beta-like
Biological process (GO): actin filament debranching; negative regulation of Arp2/3 complex-mediated actin nucleation
Cellular component (GO): actin cortical patch
Molecular function (GO): actin binding; Arp2/3 complex binding
Source: RefSeq, a predicted model, not a curated record
GGCCGGAAGGAAAAUGAGCGAGUCUUUGGUAGUUUGUGAUGUUGCUGAAGAUUUAGUGGAAAAGCUGAGAAAGUUUCGUUUUCGCAAAGAGACGAACAAUGCUGCCAUUAUAAUGAAAAUUGUUAAGGAUAAACGCCUGGUGGUUCUGGAUGAAGAGUUUGAGGGCAUUUCACCAGAUGAACUUAAAGAUGAACUACCUGAACGACAACCUCGCUUCAUUGUGUAUAGUUAUAAGUAUCAACAUGAUGAUGGAAGAGUUUCAUACCCUCUGUGCUUUAUUUUCUCCAGUCCUGUUGGUUGUAAGCCUGAACAGCAGAUGAUGUAUGCUGGGAGUAAGAAUAAGCUAGUCCAAACAGCUGAACUCACCAAGGUAUUUGAAAUAAGAAAUACCGAAGACCUAACUGAAGAAUGGUUACGUGAGAAACUUGGAUUUUUCCACUAAUGUGAACUUCUGUGUUUCUAAAGUAUUUAUGUAUUAACCUGACCAUACUGGAACCAGACAUAAAUACUUAUUUAUGCCUAAAAAUGCACUGUUAUUUACAGUUUGUUACCUGCAGUAAAGAAAAAUUCUUCAUUUGUUCAAAGUUUGAACAAAGGGGAAAUCAUCUUCAUAGUAAUGAAACUUUGUAAAGUGUUUCCUUAUAUUUGUAAUUGUUAGGUGGACUACUUCUCUCCAGGGACUUUUUGCACUCUUGUGACUAAUUUCUACAACUUAUGGUUCAGAAUUUGUUACUAUUUACAGACACCAUUGGAAAGUGGGUAUUAGACUGU